GGCAAAGGAUAGAUAGACCAACCGAGCCAGAAACGACAUUGUCCGUCUCCUCAGAGCCCGGUGAAGGACCUAGCUAGCAACCUAGCACACGAAUCACGUACGUUCUUGGACUUUGACCCAACGAUACAAAUAGCGACAUAAACCUCUCGAGUUAAUACCUAUCAUUUUUAUUUAACUGUCAUCCAUGAGAUUCUUCAGGCUAUCCUUCAAGUGCUUCGUCGACUGCUUUUGAAUUCCAUCUUCCCAACGUCUGACGCGACGCUUUGUAAAUAUUCAAUCUCUUGAAGGUUCAUUAGCUCGUAUCGUAGCUAAUGGAUUAAAAAAAUAAAUCAUAUUUUUUGAUAACAAGAAGACGAAAAAUAAAGCAAGAAAGGAAAGGAAAGACUGGGAACUGUAUUGCUUCUCUAGCCCCGCUCUCUCUCUCUCUCAGACGCACUGAGUAUCUAGCUACAUUACUGACCCUGUACCUAGCUAGCUACAUUAACGCAUCGGUUGGCUCUAACCGUGACCACACUAAGCCAGGAAAUCUAACCUAGUUAGUUAAUCGACCAACAUGUCGCCAGAAGUGGAAGAAAACUCCCCAGGUGAUGUGCGUCUCUCCCAGAUGGAAGCAGGCAUUCCGUCGGAGGUGGAGGGGGGUGCGGCUCGCCCCCUGGUCUCCGUGCCCGGGGUGGGGACGGGGGGUUGCGAGGGAGGGGGCGGACAGACUCCGUCUCUGCCUCCGGUCCAGGCUGCGCCUGCGCCCUACGUGGAGAGGGAGACGUGGACCCGGCAGAUGGACUUCAUCAUGUCCUGCGUGGGCUUUGCCGUGGGCCUGGGCAACGUGUGGCGCUUCCCAUACCUCUGCUACAAGAACGGCGGAGGUGUGUUCCUGAUCCCCUACAUGAUUUUUGUAUUCAUCGGAGGUAUUCCUGUGUUCUUUCUGGAAAUCGCUCUUGGCCAGUUCAUGAAGCAGGGAGGCGUCUCAGCAUGGAACAUUGCCCCUCUCUUUAAAGGUCUUGGUUUGGCCUCAAUGGUGAUCGUGUUCUUCUGUAACACCUACUACAUUAUGAUCCUGGUAUGGGGCCUGUACUUCCUGGUCCACUCCUUCACCAGCCCGUUGCCCUGGGCAACCUGUGGACACCCCUGGAACACUGUUAACUGCACUGAAAACUUUAGACGGGCGUGCCACAACCACAGCACUCUCCCGCUCCUGUCAUCCACCCCCAGCCCCUCCGUCCCUGCCUCCCUUCUCUCGUCUGUGGCGUCCUCCCCGCUCAACCUCUCGUCCUCGGCCCAUUUACUCUACAAUGGCAGCUGUGUGGAACCGGAGGGCAUGCGCUCGCCAGUCAUGGAGUUCUGGGAGCGUAAGGUGCUGCGUCUCUCUGGUGGUCUGGAUGAGGCUGGUGACAUCAGCUCUCACAUGGUCCUCUGUCUGAUCGCCACCUGGGUCAUAGUUUACUUCUGCAUCUGGAAGGGUGUCAAAGGCACAGGCAAGGUAGUGUACUUCACAGCUCUGUUCCCCUACCUGGUCCUGGUGGUUAUGUUGGCCCAUGGCGUAACCUUACCAGGAGCGCUGGAUGGGAUCGUGUACUACCUGAAACCAGACUGGUCCAAACUCGGAGAAGCACAGGUAUGGAUCGACGCUGGCACUCAAAUAUUCUUCUCCUAUGCCAUUGGUCUGGGUGCUUUAACCGCUCUGGGCAGCUACAACCGCUUCCACAACAACUGCUACCAAGAUGCAUUUGUUCUGGCCAUGAUCAAUAGUGGGACCAGUUUCUUUGCUGGAUUUGUGGUGUUCUCGGUGCUGGGCUUCAUGGCUGCAGAACAGGGGGUCGACAUCAGCAAGGUGGCAGAGAGUGGUCCGGGUCUGGCUUUCAUAGCCUACCCCAAAGCCGUGACGCUGAUGCCAAUGGCUCCACUCUGGGCAGCACUUUUCUUCUUCAUGCUGCUAAUACUGGGCCUGGAUAGCCAGUUUGUCGGGGUCGAGGGCUUUGUCACAGGGGUCAUGGACAUGGUUCCACCCAAAUCUAUAGCAGGCCGGCUGCGCCGUGAGGUUGUCGUGGCGAUAUGCUGCAUCACCUGCUUCUUCAUUGACCUCUCCAUGGUAACAGAGGGAGGGAUGUAUGUGUUUCAGCUGUUUGACUACUACUCUGCCAGUGGGAUGACUCUGCUCUGGCAGGCCUUCUGGGAGUGUGUGGUCGUGGCCUGGGUCUAUGGUGCAGAUCGCUUCAUGGAUGAUGUGGCUCGUAUGAUUGGCUACCGGCCCAUGCCCUACAUGAAGUGGUGCUGGUCCUAUGUCACACCCCUUGUUUGCGUGGGAGUGUUCCUGUUCCACGUGGUGAACUACAAGCCCCUGACAUAUAACUCGGUGUACACAUACCCUUGGUGGGGGGAGGCGCUGGGCUGGGGUCUGGCCCUGGCCUCCAUGCUCUGCAUCCCCGUCACUGUCCUCUACAAACUACUACGCUGCAAGGGAUCCUUCUCAGAGCGCUGGCAGCACCUGACCACCCCAGUGUGGGGUCGACACCACAUGGAGUACCUGGCUCCCGAGUCCGAGGCCAAACUGCUGCCCCCUAAUGGUCAGACCAAGAACACCUUGCUGUUUGAGAGUGUCAUCUGACCACCCGAGCCCCACAGCCCCUCCCAGUCCCCGCCCACUCAGAGCCCUCUGUCCUCAACACACACUCAUGCCCUUAAUCACACACAAACACCCUGCCCUGGCCCAGCCAGAAAUGCACAGGCAGGCCACCCCGGGAAACCAAUCACCCGCACGCGCACACACGAACACUAAAAUGCCCAGUGGACCAAAGAGAAGAUUGGACAAAUACAGACAGGGCUUUCCCUUCAAUUCCCUCUAUCUCUUUACUCCUCUCAUCCUGCUCUUCCUGUCUCUCACCCUCCUCUGCUCAGUGCCUCAGUGCCGUCUUGUUCUGUCUCGUUUUGUGAUGGUGUUGUAAAGUCCAACACAGCUGCAGUAUCUUGCCACCAAGCCCCCAUGUCAUUUCCCUGCUGCCUCUGUGUCUCUCCCCUUUCCCCGUGUCCUGUGUGUGAAUGUGUUCGUCUUCCCUCCUCGUGUCAUGGAUUCUGUGGGGCCGUUCAGUGCUGCAGACCGACCCGUGCGUGUGGGUGUGUGUGUGUAUACAAGCGAACUUGAGUGUUUCAGUUGGUCUGGGUGCGCGUGAGCGUCGUGUUUGCGACUGUGUGCGAGAGAUACCUUGCUGUUUUCUGUCCGCCCCUGCAUUUGACUCUAAACUCCACCUUUCGCCUGACUGCCAUUUUCAUUCUCCCUCACCUGUUCGAACUCCCAAUAAAACAUCCCUCUGUAAAAUGCAACAACAAAAAACAUGAUGAAAAAUCUAACAAAAAACACCACCACUUCCAGUGUAACUAAGUGUCCUGAGUAUUGUGUGAGUCAAUGAAUCAGUGUUAAUAUUGGGGGGAUGAUUGUGAUCAGUAUUUCUGAGAGAGAAGCCUACCGAUGAAGAAUGAGAGAAAAGGGGAGGGAGAGAGCAAUGUGUCUUAAUGCCAAGCCAAGAAAGAAGCAAUAAAAGACAUGAUGGAAACACUAUGUUUUAGUCUCUUUAUUAACAUAGCCUCUACUCAUCAGUUUGUUUCAUGUUUACAUAUCCAAAGAACAUUUUUCAUCAUGUAUUUGAACAUUAACAUUUCACCAUGACAAUAACAAAUCAUCUUAUAUCAAACAUCUCUGAUGGUUCUAAUGAAAGUGAACAGUCAAAGCCUGGUCUACUGGUCUCUGAUCAAGGCUUUCAUUUGAUAGAAACAGUGGGGAAGUAUAGUUUUGCUGAAUAAAUUAAGACUCAUUCCUUAGCGAUGCAUGGGAGGCAACAUCUUACACCAGUGGAUCACUUUAGGCUAUGUUCUCCGCCAAUUUCUUUUUCCAAUAAUAUGGUAUUUUGACCAAUCACGUCCAAUCUAUCUGAGAUAUGUUACAGAGCUGAUCUGAUUACCAAGGGGGAGGGUGGGGGAAUUAUUGGGCAACUUGUGUACUGUUCAUGCUGCAUUAGAUCUGAUCUGGGACCAGGCGACAUGACAUGACAGGUAUGACAUGACAGUACAGCAGGUAACUAGGUUUUGCAAUAUAGAGAGUCCUACCCCAAAUCAAGUAUUUCUUAGGAAAAUAUCUUAUUGAUGAUGAAAUAUACAUUGUCUUAGAGAGAAUUAACAUGGUAUUUCACAUACUUCAGACUCUUUUCGGCACUGAUUGGAACCAGUUGCUGUGAUGUCUGUCAUAACAUUGUGAAUAGCUGCUAUUCGUACAAUCCUUUAUAUAUUAGGAUAACCGAUUUCCUACAUAAUUUAUUUGAUGUCUUUAGCAGUGACGUUUAAGCAAUGUUUACUUACAUAAUGUUUGUUUUGGUAAACACAGUUCUUAGUCAAGUAAAACUGCACAGUUAUGCAAUAUGUUUAGGAGCUGAGAAUGUCCUCUUAAUAUGUUUUUAUUCCUGAGUUGAUAGACCCAACUGUUUAAAAUUUAGAAAGCAAAAUGUUUGAUUACUGCACGUAAAUCAAUAAAAUGUAGUUUGCUUUUAGCAUGAAGGUCAAGGUUAACUUGACUUCAGAUCAGUGUUGCUCAGCCUGGGCAUCACAAGUUUUAUGUUAGUGAUGAAAUCAACUAUUGACAUGUUCAAUUUAUAAUUUAAUGUUCCUUUGAAUUCAGAACCAGUGCAGCUGGUUUUGCCCAGUAUUAGCUGGCUACGGAAAGACAAAACAAAAGGAAAAACUCCCUUUGACUCCUGUGAGACCGAGAGCAGAUGACUUAAUGGAUAACAUUUUUACAGACCCAGUAAUGGAAAAGAAUACGAAUUAGAAGAGCACUUUACAGAACCCUUGCAGAUCUACAGCUGUCUAUAGGAAGCUUAUGCAGUGGAUAGAAUAAAGUAAUCUACGAAAGCUUGAAAAUACAUAAAUGAAGAAAAGGUGUUUGACCAAAUGAAUGAAAUUACUAUGACUGGCUGAGUUGCUGACUCAGCUUGUACUUUACAGUAAUAAAUGUAACACAUCACACAAGUGUUUGUGUCAUUGUGAAAAUUCCUUAAUACAUGGUGCAUAAACUUCCCUAAAAUGUUGUAAUGUGUACUUAUCAAAGAACAUUUAAUUUUUUUACAUUUACAGAGUUAUUGUUUCACGUUGGUUAUUUACGCCUGUGUUAAGGAAUGGACCUGGCUGUCCUAUGUUACAUCUAGUGAUGGGUCAUUCACGAUGAACAACUUUUUUUGAACUGCUUUUGAACUACAUUUUAGUUUCCCACAUGUAUUUUCAAGGAGGGUAUGGUCAGUAAAAAAACAAUCUAAUAAUUAGGACAGGUAAGAUGUAAUCUAUUUCAAUAUGCAUUCCACGCUCUACAAGAAUUCUAGCAAUUUAUCCUUUACAUUGGAGAUUUGAAAAUGUUCCAUUGCUUUGGGGUUCUUUUUAAGCAUUUUAAACAAAGAGUUGUUUGGGACCCAAAUGAGCCAUUCAGGUGAACAGAGCUGAAAGACCAGGUUGCAACACCAGGCUCAACAAAAAUACUUGAAUUGCCCAUCACUAGUCACUUGAGACCCAUGUACUGUAUAUCUUCAAUGUGUACUGUAUGUAGCAGCAUCCCUUCAAAAUAAAAGUUGUUGAUUAUAAGCAUU
Molecule: messenger RNA, 5618 nt
Organism: Esox lucius (northern pike)
Lineage: Eukaryota; Metazoa; Chordata; Actinopteri; Esociformes; Esocidae
Product: sodium- and chloride-dependent creatine transporter 1
Exons: 14
Coding region: 554-2602 (682 amino acids)
Biological process (GO): sodium ion transmembrane transport
Cellular component (GO): membrane
Source: RefSeq, a predicted model, not a curated record